AUCCCGCCUUUUCAGCAUCUAUCUUGCCCCGCCCACUUUCUCCUCUCUUCAAUAGGAGCCAAUGGAAGCCUCCCAUGCUUUCAAACUCUGCGAUCCCCUAGCCAAUCGGCUGCUUGCUUGUUGUUUCCCCGCAAAGCCGCGCCUUUGGCUGAGGGAGUGAAGUGGGAGCGGAGAGGGCUCGCAGUGAGGGCUCGCAGGGAGGCGGCGUAUGUUCCUGCGAGGAGGGAAAGGAGGCGCUGUUGGGCCGAGCUGUCAGGGCCGUAGCUGAGGGGGCGGGUGUAUUUACAUGAAGGCCCUGGAAGGAGUGAUACGCAGAGGGUGACCCUGCGAGAGAUAGCGGAGGGCUUGGAAGGAGGAGCCGGGGAGGUGUCCAUGCUCAUCGGGUGGGAGUCCCGGACAGUCUCACAGGAGUGGGGGCCAGAGGAGCGGACGGAUUAGGGGAGCGCCUGAUACACUAUUUGGGCUUCACCCAACCGGAGCAUCGCUGCAGCCUUGGGAUUGAUCCGUACGCGGGCAGGUUAGCAUCCUGCUAUGAAUGGUGAUUCAAAUGCAGGGGUGGUGACCACACCACCCCCAACCAAUCCCCCUCACAAGGAGAAAUACUUCGACAGAGUCGAUGAAAACAACCCGGAGUAUUUGCGAGAGAGGAACAUGGCUCCAGACCUUCGCCAAGACUUCAACAUGAUGGAGCAAAAGAAAAGGGUCUCCAUGAUACUGCAAAGCCCUGCAUUUUGUGAUGAACUUGAAUCUUUGAUCCAGGACCAACUUAAGAAAGGCAAAAAUCCUACAGGUUUAUUAGCACUGCAGCAGAUUGCAGAUUUUAUGACCACAGGCGUACCAAAUGUUUACCCGUCAGCUCCUCAAGGUGGAAUGGCAGCUCUAAACCUGAGCCUUGGUAUGGUAACACCGGUGAAUGACCUUAGGGGUUCAGAUUCUAUUGCGUACGAAAAGGGAGAGAAACUUCUGCGCUGUAAACUUGCAGCAUUUCAUAGAUUAGCAGAUUUGUUUGGAUGGUCACAGCUAAUCUACAAUCAUAUUACGGUCAGAGUAAAUUCAGAGCAAGAACACUUCUUGAUUGUUCCCUUUGGACUCCUGUACAGCGAAGUGACGGCAUCAAGUCUGAUAAAGGUAAAUCUGCAAGGAGAGUUGGUUGAUCGCGGCAGCACAAACCUGGGAGUUAAUAAAGCUGGCUUUACAUUGCACUCGGCAAUUUACGCAGCACGACCAGAUGUAAAAUGUAUUGUACAUAUACAUUCACCGGCAGGGGCAGCAGUCUCUGCAAUGAAAUGUGGCCUGUUACCACUUUCUCCUGAAGCACUAUCUUUGGGUGAAGUAGCUUAUCAUGACUACCAUGGCAUUUUGGUAGAUGAAGAAGAAAAAGUACUAAUUCAGAAAAACUUGGGACCAAAAAGCAAAGUGCUCAUUCUACGAAAUCAUGGCUUGGUGACAAUGGGAGAAACUGUUGAGGAGGCUUUUUAUUAUAUACACAAUCUGAUGUCUGCUUGUGAAAUUCAGGUACGCACCCUAGCCAGUGCAGGAGGCCCGGACAAUUUGGUACUGUUAGACCCUGGAAAGUAUAAAAAAUCCCGUUCACCAGAAACCCCAAGUGGGGAUGGAAGUGGACUACAUCCCAAGUGGCUUGUUGGGGAACAGGAAUUUGAGGCACUCAUGCGUAUGCUGGAUAACUUGGGUUACAGAACUGGCUAUCCCUACCGAUGUCCAGCCUUGCGAGAGAAGGCCAAAAAGUACAGUGAUGUUGAAAUACCUGCUAGUGUUACGGGAUACUCCCUAGGAAAUGAUGGUGGCUCAGGCACUUGUUCCCCACUCAGACACAGUUUUCAGAAACAGCAGCGUGAGAAGACAAAGUGGCUGAACUCUGGUAGAGCAGAUGAUACGUCAGAAGAUGGGCAGAACGGUGGCAGCCCAAAGUCGAAGACUAAGGUGUGGACGAACAUUACACACGAUCACGUGAAACCCUUGCUGCAGUCUCUCUCGUCCGGUGUCUGCGUGCCAAGCUGUAUAACCAACUGCUUGUGGACUAAAGAGGAUGGAAUGAAAUCUGCCACCUCUGCGGUCCCAAACAUGUUUGUUCCAUUGAACACAGACCCCAAGGAAGUCCAAGAGAUGAGGAACAAGAUAAGGGAACAGAACUUGCAAGACAUUAAAACGGCUGGGCCUCAGUCACAAGUUUUGUGUGGAGUUGUGGUGGACAGGAGUGUUGUACAGAGAUUAGCUGUGUAUAAGGAUGCGCCUCUUUCAGACUGUUCGGAAACUAUUGAAGGGCUCGAUCUUACAGAGCAGACCUUUAGUCCCGCUAAAACCCUCUCAGUUAGAAAGGGAGAGCUGGUGACUGCAUCCAAAGCUAUCAUUGAGAAGGAAUAUCAACCCAAAGUGAUAGUCACCUCCACUGGCCCAAACCCAUUCAACAAAUUCUCAGACCGAGAACUGGAAGAGUAUCACAAGGAAAUUGAACGGAAACAAAAGGGUGCUGAAGAUUGUGGAGAGACUGCUGUGUCGCCAUCGUCCCUGGAAGGAGUUGUAUUGUCCACUCAUGGGCCUAAUGGAGAACCUGUAAGCUCCCAAAGUGAAGCAGAGCGCAAUGAGCAGAUACACACAUCUCUAGCAGAAGUGAAUGGUGAGGAACCUAGGGCUGCGCCAGAACACCAUCAUUCUGAGUUGCCUGUUACAGGGGUCUUAAUUGCAGAAGAGAAUGGCCUUUCACCCCAUAAGGAAUUCCAUACAGCCGUCAUCCGUGCCCUUAACUUCAGCUCUGACUUCAUACCUAGCACGACAGAACAAUUAGAAGAGCCUGCAGAUGAGAAGGAAGCGCCAGUCGAGCACAUUCGCACACCCCCAAGCACACCCAUCAAACCAGAAGGAGACGGAUAUGCUAAAGAGUACCUGUUACCAUAAAUCGCAGCAGGAGCAAACCUACAAAGAUGACAGUGAUGCUGCAACGCUGAAGCAAACACUCCCAGACCUCACCCCAGACGAGCCAUCCGAGGAACUGGCCGUCCCCAUUUCGGGAAAGGAAGGGGAUGCACAAAGUGUUCCUUGUGACAGAGACAUAACUAAGGUCCCCACAGAAUCAGCCCCUGAAGAGAAGGAAGAGGCUGAACCCCAGCCUGUAGACUCCCCCACCACUCCAGCGGCUGAGGAGCCUGCGCCAGCAGACCCCGCCCCCGCGGAGGCGUCUCUGGUUGAUGCCGGCAGCGAUGAAUCCCCAGGCAAAUCUCCUUCCAAAAAGAAAAAGAAAUUCCGUACCCCUUCCUUCCUCAAAAAGAACAAAAAGAAGAGCGAGUCGUGAGUCGUAACUGCAGGCGCACUGUCAUGUUUCUAAGGGUCUGCUCAUAGCCGCUAGAAUGUACCCCAUUGUAUCGUCUAGUCUCAUUAUAUUAAGGAAUGCCACUGAACCCCCUCGUUAGUUAGCGCUUCAUUCUCAUGGUUAAUCCGCGAAAACUCACUCGCAUUUAAGGUGCUAACCAACGCCGCGUUCAGCUGAUAAUCUGGGGUCACCUAACUGCACAGUGUAAGCCUAUAGUCUCCUCUUGUUUUAUUGCUGUACGUGACUGCUCAGUAACCCCCACACCUGUCCCCCCCAUAUUCUCUCACCCUUCCUUGUAAAUACACUUCUCUGCUUUGCCUUGUAAGGACCACGAUGCCCCUCUGCGCCCCAAGAUAUGUACCCAAUGGUAAAUUCCUCCGUGCCCUAUGCACCCCAUGGUAAAUUCCUCCGUGCCCUAUGCACCCCAUGGUAAAUUCCUUAGCACCCUAUGGUAAAUUCCUCAGUGCCCUAUGGUGCAUUUAUGCAGGGUAUGAUAGCUUCUAACUGGCCAAUCCCAGUUGGGUGCAGCACUGGUGUCUUCUGCCCCCGCCUUAGUGGCCGACACCAUUGCUGCAGCACAGCUCUGGGGGAGGAGCUUAAAUGUGUAAUUCCCGUUAAGCAAAGAUCAUUUUAAUGGUAUAUUCCAGAAUUCUACUCUGUAUUUUUGGUAAGGGAACAAAUAUGUUGUGUGCUGAAUGUUGCUUGCUAUUGGUGCCCGCACUGAAUUCUGGAAGGCUUUGGGGAUAGAAGAGGCAACCAUUGAACUUUUAUGGAAAAUAUUCUGAACGAUUUUCCGUUUGAUUUCAAUUAAAUGACCGAAUUCUUUUAGCUUGUGGUUUAACUCUUUAAUUAGCUGCAGUGUUAUGGGUCUGUGUAGCCAAGCUUGCCCCUCUUUGGGCUCCUUACUGCUCCUGCCCUCAGAUAGAAAUGAGUUCUUUUUCAUUCCUCUAUAUUUGUUAGACUGUGCCAAGGUACAAACCUGUAGUAUCUCUAUUGCUAGGGUUAAUGCUCUGAGCCACCAAUAAAGGGGCAUUACUGGGCAUAGUUGUUUCUAUCCCCCAAUUAGAGCUGAUUUUAUGGCUGUGCAUUCUGUACCACCCACCCCAGAGCAGCAGCACAAAAUAGAUCAUUUCUAUAGCAAAGCAAGAUGGCAUCCAAAGCCAUUAUGGCUGUGUCUGAUAUCCCACCAAUAGCCAGAGACCGCAGCUUUUAUUAUAUAGUGAGGGGCCGUGGACCCUGCAACAAGUCAUGUGACCACUAUCCGCACCAAUCACCUGUGACUGCACACACACAUUCAAGGAAAUCCUAUAGUGUAAAUGUGACGGACGCGUUCAUCUCCUCUAAUGAGUCUCUAUUGCCUUCUCUAACUGGAACCUGUACAUACAUGUGGGCACAUGUGCUUGCACUCUAUUCUAAUGCUACACACACACACACACACACACACACGCGCGGCCUUGCCUGUUAGUGAGGGGAGCACACAAUCCUUUGCACGGACACCAUUCCCACUCUUCCCCCCUCUCUGUACUUUGCAGCCUCUUGUGAGGACGAAUGUGAACUUUGUAUAUAAAGCGGCUGACGCCUAAGAACGCUUUGCACGCUCGCCCACCGCGCCAUUUCACUCCUUGCGAGGAACCCGAAUAGGAAUAAAUACAAAGGCUGCGAGAGAACCCAAAUGGCAAUAAGAGCCAGGUUUGGUUUUUAGCGCUGCCAGAUAUUUUAAUACAUUUUAUUAGAGAGGAAUAAAAGUGAAGAUUUAACCCCUUUCUUUCCUGCGCACUGCCAGCCGUGUAGCUUUGUGUGAAUGUGACAUGGAAUAAUGAAGUGACCCAUGAAGGAAUCGAGUAUUAUUUAAGCUGAAUGUGUUGUGCUUUAAUGUAUGGAAUGCUCUGGGCACAAUAGAGCGUGGGCACAUUACUAACCCUCUAUGGCAGCUUCUUUUUAUUUUCCUUGUAUUUUGCCUUCCCCCACCCCCAAGUUGUGUAUUAGAUUUAGAGCUAAGCGUCUAUCCUGUAGUAGAUGAGGCCCAGUGUUAGUGUCCCGCAGCAGAAGAGGGGGACAGGGGACCGCCCCCGGCGCAGAUGCUUACGGUUGGCCACUGUAUAUGCACUUCCUUACUGCUUUAACUCUGUCACAGAGCAACAUCCGACCAAUGCCUUAAGGUGAAUGGCAGGGCAAGGACUGUAUCUCUGCCCCAUGCAUACAGUUGCCCAUUGCCUGCGUAGUGUAGCCAGAGCAUUGUAGGGUGUGUCGCUACUAGAGACGUUCCUUAGUAACCACUACAUUGAGUCCCAGCUGCAUGGCACUAUUGGCUCUCAGAUUCCGUUCUGGCCAGCAACACUCCAUUCUUUGUUCCAAGGUUCUUUUGAAUGCUUUGUGUCCUUGAAGUUCUGAAUUUUUGCUUGGUUUUUAAGUGGCAAAUGUGCCCUUUACUCUCGCUCCUGAUGCAAUGAUUUUUAGUUGCAGGUCUUUGUAUGAAGUAUAGUCAUGUAUGGAUACACAAAAGGUUACACACAAUAUCCUUCUUCUCAUUAUUUGCCCUUUCUUACCUUACUGUACUCUUACUUUACUCACAAAUAAAAUCCUUUCGACUUUCCCACUGGA
Molecule: messenger RNA, 5926 nt
Organism: Xenopus tropicalis (tropical clawed frog)
Lineage: Eukaryota; Metazoa; Chordata; Amphibia; Anura; Pipidae
Gene: add1
Product: adducin 1
Exons: 19
Coding region: 532-2913 (793 amino acids)
Biological process (GO): regulation of cellular component size; regulation of multicellular organismal development; cytoskeleton organization
Cellular component (GO): cytoskeleton; plasma membrane; cell junction
Source: RefSeq, a predicted model, not a curated record